AUGCGUGAUGUCGCCUCUGCCCUGCGUUCUGGUCUCAAAGAUACGUUGUUCUGCUCUGCGAGGAUCGAGUACCCGCUUCCCCGGCUGCACGGUGAUCUGGCUGAUAUGUGCCGGGAGAGGCGCGAGAACAGGUCCAGCACAAGGUUAACUCACUUUUUCAUCAGUAUCGACUCAGCAACAGACCAUCUAGGCUCGCCGAUGAAAACCUUUCUUUGA
Molecule: messenger RNA, 216 nt
Organism: Penicillium robsamsonii
Lineage: Eukaryota; Fungi; Ascomycota; Eurotiomycetes; Eurotiales; Aspergillaceae
Exons: 2
Coding region: 1-216 (71 amino acids)
Source: RefSeq, a predicted model, not a curated record